Messenger RNA from Octopus bimaculoides (California two-spot octopus), 466 nucleotides. RefSeq names its product cytochrome P450 4V2. Gene Ontology annotation, molecular function: oxidoreductase activity, acting on paired donors, with incorporation or reduction of molecular oxygen; monooxygenase activity; heme binding. The record is from RefSeq and is a predicted model, not a curated record. Lineage: Eukaryota; Metazoa; Mollusca; Cephalopoda; Octopoda; Octopodidae.
UUUUCAUAUCUCUUUGUCGUUUACCACUUAUGAAGUUUAUUUUUAUUGUAGAUGAUUAAAGAACGCAAGGAACUCUAUCUAGAAAACUUGAAGAAAAACUCCGACAAUGAAGAUGAUGGGACGUACGGAAAGAAAAAAAUGAGUUUCUUAGAUACUCUCCUUGACAAAUUGCAUGAAGGGGAAAUAGACAAAACGAUGUUGAGAGAAGAGGUGGACACAUUUAUGUUCGAGGGCCAUGAUACAACGGCAGCAGGAAUUACAUGGACAUUAUACUUCAUAGCCGCUAAUCCAGAUGUACAAAAGAAGUUACAGAAAGAAGUCGAUGAUUUCUAUGAUGAAAAUGAAGAACCUACACUGACCAACCUUAAGAAACUAGUUUAUCUGGAAUGUGUUAUCAAGGAAGUUCAACGGCUUUAUCCAUCAGUUCCUAAUAUCGGACGAGUGGCUGCUGAGGAUUUCAAAAUUG